Molecule: messenger RNA, 1332 nt
Organism: Lottia gigantea (owl limpet)
Lineage: Eukaryota; Metazoa; Mollusca; Gastropoda; Lottiidae
Exons: 6
Coding region: 1-1332 (443 amino acids)
Source: RefSeq, a predicted model, not a curated record
AUGGCGACACUCACGGAAUCCGACAAGACCCAGCUUCUAACCUGGAUAAAAACUACAAAACAUCUAAAAAGAAUCUAUAAAGCCACUAUAGAUGGUCUCUCGGCAGAUGUAUUUCAUAAGAAAUGUGACAAUAAAGGAGCUACUGUAACAAUCUGUUGGAAUACUGAUGGUUGUGUUUUUGGUGGAUAUACCGCAAUAGAUUGGAAGAGCACCAACACCACAGUCCAAGAUACAUCAGCGUUUAUUUUCACCUUGUAUGGGAAAAAUAAGACUACAUAUACUAAUAAGUGGGUUCAAAGCUCUCUAGGCUCCCAAAUAAAAAUCUAUCAGUAUCCAAAGCAGGGACCAUCGUUUGGAACAUUCGUGUGCUUCAAGGACCCUACUAGUAAAACCAAUGGAGUGUUUCAGUCUAAUGGUGCUUAUAAUUCAGGCUAUGUCCCCCCAGCCACUUAUUGUAAUAAUAAUUUUAAUUACAAAGAAGUCGAAGUUUAUCAGAUAGUAGACGAAUUAGAUGUUGUAGACGAACCAUGGCGACAAGAAAUUCAAGAAAAAACUGCCACAAUCAAGAAAACUGUAGAAGAUUAUAAACCAAUACAAGGAGGCGAUGUUGACCAAUGUAGAAUUCUAAUGGUUGGAUGUGUAGGCGCCGGUAAAUCAAGUUAUUUCAAUACCAUCAAUUCUGUAUUCAGAGGUCACGUGACUAGUCAAGCUGCUGCCGGAAGUGCUGAACAUAGUUUAACCACUAAGUUUAGAAGUUAUCAAAUAAGAAAUGGGUCGAAAUAUUUGAAAUUAAGAUUAUGUGAUACACGAGGUCUGGAGGAGUCCCAAGGGGUAGAUCCUGAAGAUAUUACUGCUAUGUUAGAUGGACACAUGCCGAAUAAAUAUUCAUUUAACCCUUUUGCUGCGAUCACACCAGAAACUCCGGGAUAUAUAAAAACACCGAGUUUAAAUGAUAAAAUACAUUGUUCAGCGUUUAUUAUUGAUGGAACUUCAGUCGACGUUAUGAAUGAAUCUAUUUUAAAACAGUUUAAAAUGAUACAGAAAUUAGCCAAUCAGAGAGGAAUACCUCAAGUCAUUAUUUUAACAAAAGUUGACGAGAUUUCUCAAGAAGUGAAAGAAAAUUUGUCUAAUUUAUUUUAUUCUCGUGAAGUUGCCGAGGUGGUAGAUAAAGUUUCCCAGUUAAUAGGGCUACCAAGAGGCCAUGUUUUACCAGUUAAAAAUUACGAGAAGGAAACAGAAUUAAACGAAACGGUGGAUAGAUACGCUCUACUUUCACUUCAACAAAUGCUACGAUUUGCUGACGAUUGUUUGUAUGAUCUAUUAGACGAUUAA